Messenger RNA from Alligator sinensis (Chinese alligator), 8538 nucleotides. It is a transcript of the gene TBC1D13, whose product is annotated as TBC1 domain family member 13. NCBI's taxonomy places the organism in Eukaryota, Metazoa, Chordata, Crocodylia, Alligatoridae. The record is from RefSeq and is a predicted model, not a curated record. Bases 1696 to 2898 code for a protein of 400 amino acids. Gene Ontology annotation, biological process: activation of GTPase activity; intracellular protein transport. Gene Ontology annotation, molecular function: GTPase activator activity. The transcript has 12 exons.
GCAGGUUUUCCUGGGCUCUUGUCUGCUUUCUUAAAGAAAGUGUCCAAGGAAGUUUGGACAGAUGUUCUCCAGGGAGAUGGGUGACGCAGCGAACUUGGCGUCAGAUCAAGCGUCGUAGACAAAACUGACGUCAGAAAGUCAUUACGGUGCUGAUUUAUACAUGUCGUAAGUGCCAUUUGUUGCAACUCAAAACAUCUUAAGGACUGCCUGUACUGUCUGCACUGUGUUUUCUCAACGACUGAGCGCUUGAACUGAUCCUGCCCCAGACCCUGCUCAGGCUUGAGAACAAAGUACAAUUUGAUCCUUGCUGAGUAUAUAGGAGGUGAGAGAGACUAUUCCUCUGUUCUGGGAAAAUAAUGCAUGAUAAUUCCAUAUACACCAAAACCAGCAGCGGAAGAUUCUUUGAACCAAAAAGUGAGUGAAUCCUGUUAUCUCCAAUGCCUUGAUGAAGGGAGUUUGUGCCUGAAAGCUUGCAAUUAAAGAAUUUUUUUUUUGCAAAAAUCCUGUUGGUCUAAUAAAAAAAAAAUCACCUCUACUACAAGCCCUGAUUCCUGUGUGUUCUGGCACUGGGGAUGGCAAGUGAAUUUCAGAAAGGAACCAAAGCCUUCCCUAGUGCUAUUAAUGGAGGAAAAACUGGGGGCAACACAGUGAAACUAUGACCCAGAGGGUGCAGUUCCACGCGGUCCCAUCUGAACUGAAUCGUUCCAGUGUAAAAACUGCCUUCUCCAUAGUGCAAAUCCCAGUAGCCUCCAUUAGAUGUCCUUCAACUGCUCUCUAUGGGUGUCAUUUGAAGAAUGACUAUCUCCAGGAAACAGCAGACCUCCAUGUUGUGUCCUAAAACCUACUUAACCAAAUGGAUCCCGAUGAAAAACGUGAAGGAGGGUUGGGUCGUUUCCAGCUUUUUUUUUUUUUUUAAAUGAAAAUAUAUCUAUUUCCAGCUAAGCCUUUCUAUCCACCAACCAUAUUUAAGACCUUCAGCUCAGUCGUGUCCUCCUUAGGAUCCCCCAGUUCCUUAUCACUAUCAAGUAGGAAACCUGUGUUUCUUUGUGGCGUGCUCUGGGCUGGUAGGAGCUGGCCAAAGAACCGGGAUUUGGGCUGUUUGGGUCGGAGGAUUCAUCCCGUCUAAACUAGGGGCAGGCAAUUAUUUUGGGCGGAGGGCCGCUUACUGAGUUUUGGCAAGCCAUCGAGGGCUGCAUGACAGGCAGUGAGGGGCAGAUAAAUAUUAAUUUUCUAACUUUUUUAGGGGCUCCGCGGGCCGGAUAGAAUAGCCUGGUGGGCCACAUCUGGCCCGCGGGCUGCAUUUUGCCCACCCCUGGUCUAAGCGACAUCACCAAAGACCUAAAAAACCUUUCUAGUGCCUCUUCCAGCGACCCAAGGGAGCGCAGUGGGACCCUCUCCCCCCGCCUCAAUCCCAAUCUGUCUUCUCAGGACAGGCCAGGAACAAGGAGCAGUGGGCAUCAACCUGCUCCCAAGGCCCUAAAAAAUAGCCAAGUCCUGCCCUCCACACCUUGCCCUGUGCCCCUGCCAGCUGCCCGUGCCUAGGAGUCCCCCAGGCAGUAGGAAGGGCUGCAGGAAGAACCCGGGGGCGGGGCCAGGUUUCCCGCCGGAGCCUGUAUCUGGGGGCGCCGGCGUGGGGCCGGGUUUCCCGCCGGAGCGCUUAUCUCGGGCGCCGGCGCGGGGCAGCAGGAAGUCACCAUGUCGAGUCUGCACAAGAGCAGGAUCGCGGAGUUCCGGGACGUGCUGGGCGAGGCCGAGGUGGCUCUGCCGAAGCUCCGCGCGCUCUGCUUCAGCGGGAUUCCUUUUGACGGUGGGCUGCGCUGCCUCUGCUGGAAGAUCCUUUUGAACUACCUCCCAGUGGACAAAGAAGUAUGGAGUUCUCUGCUGAAGAAGCAGAGGGAACUGUAUUCCCAGUUCCUAAAGGAAAUGAUUAUCCAGCCUGGGAUAGCCAAAGCCAACCUUGGUGUCUCCAGGGAGGAUGUAACCUUAGAGGACCAUCCACUCAAUCCAAACCCAGACAGCCGAUGGAAUACUUACUUCAAGGACAAUGAAGUCCUGCUGCAGAUAGACAAGGAUGUCAGGAGGCUAUACCCAGAUAUGGCAUUCUUCCAGCGCCCAACUGAGUAUCCUUGCCUGCUAAUCCUGGACCCCCAGAAUGACUUUGAGACGCUACGCAAGCGGGUGGAACAGACAACGCUCAAGUCGCAGACAGUAGCACGAAACCGGAGUGGUGUUACAAAUGUGAGUUCCCCUCUCAAACCAUCUGCUCCUCAUUCAUUGAGUGAGUAUGAAGUUCUGCCUAAUGGUUGUGAAGCUCACUGGGAGGUGGUAGAACGGAUCCUAUUCAUCUAUGCAAAGCUGAAUCCAGGGAUAGCAUAUGUCCAGGGGAUGAAUGAAAUAGUGGGGCCUCUUUACUACACCUUUGCUACGGAUCCUAACAGUGAGUGGAAAGAGCAUGCUGAAGCAGACACGUUUUUCUGCUUCACCAAUCUGAUGGCUGAGAUCCGGGACAACUUCAUUAAGAGCCUGGAUGAUUCUCAGUGUGGCAUUACGUACAAAAUGGAGAAGGUCUACUCCACCCUGAAGGAGAAGGAUGUAGAACUGUACCUUAAACUGCAAGAACAGAACAUCAAGCCUCAGUUCUUUGCCUUCCGCUGGCUGACACUGCUGCUGUCCCAGGAGUUCCUGUUGCCUGAUGUCAUCCGUAUAUGGGACUCUCUCUUUGCUGAUGACAACCGCUUUGACUUUCUUCUGCUUGUUUGUUGCGCCAUGUUGACACUAAUCCGGGAUCAACUGCUGGAAGGGGACUUCACUUUAAACAUGAGGCUGCUACAGGACUAUCCCAUCUCCGAUGUCCAUCUGAUUUUGAAGAAAGCAAAGGAGCUUCAGGAUUCCAAAUAGUCCAUGAGCCUGGUGGUGUCAGAGGAACUGUGCAGUAGCAUAUGCUAGGAGACGCCCUCUUACAGUUUGGUGCGUUAUCAGAGCUCCUGCAAACCUCUGCAGGGCGUUGGGUUUUGUGUUCUGCCUAUUGGCCUUGUUGAAGACUUCCUUCCACUAUUUAUUAGGUCAUGGACUGACUAUUCCCAGCUAGACAGGUCCUGCACUCCAGGUUUUCUGAAUCUCUAACAACUCCAUGCUGCCUAAGCAGCUGUUUGUAUCUUUUUUUUUUUUUUUUUUUUUAAUGACUAAGUUUGGGGAGAUAGAAACUGUUUAGCUGAGUAUUCCUCAAAGUCUUACAAAACACUUCUGUGUCUAUAGCAUUAUGAAAGCGUGUGCUCACACAUGGGGAUUUCUGUGAUAGGGGAAAGAAUGGGAUGGAUCCAGUGGAGUUUGGUGGGUAAGUAGAGAGUCUCCCUUUUAAAUAGAAUGUGUCUCACUCAAUCAGCAGGAUUUCGUGCCUGUGUCUGCACCUUGUCCUCUCUUGGGCAUGCAACAAGAAAAAGAUCAAGUUCACUGUCCUUCUGGUGAGUGUUAGAUGGAGCUCUGCAGUUCUGACCUCUUUCCAUGGGAAGGAGGCUUUAAGAAGCUGGGGUGGGAGAAUGCUAUUAUAGCUGGCUGCUUUGUGCAGUGAGAUUAUCUGCUCUCUAGUAGAGCCUGGUCUAAAACUGCCUUAUCAAGGAGCUCUCCUUGAUGAUGACCUUACUUGGAAGCAUAAAGUAGGGGUGUGGUUUUAAUUGGUGAGUGAAACAAUUUAACCAAGUCAAACAAGCCUUAUUUUACACAGCCUUAGAGUAGGGGCCCUGCUACUGCAGAGAGGCUUCAGGUCUUGAGCUAUCUUCCAUGCCACUUGUGUGGAAUCUACAUUUAUUCCAAAUUAAAGACAGAGUCUCUAAUUGCAAGCAGGAUUCUAAAGCACGAAGGGGCAGGUCUCCAGUCCUGUGCUGCCCAGACUGGAGUCUUCAGUGGGGACUUCAAAAGGCAUAAUGUGGGUUUUGCUAUGAAAUUGGCUUUUUGCCUUUGAAUGUUUGUAAUGUUACCUAGACUACUCCAAGCCUUUCAAACCAACUUCAGUAACCUUUGGUCAGCGUAACUUUUUCAGUCUGUGAUAAUCCUUGCUGGUAAGUGAUUUGAGAUUAUAAAUUAGAUUUUGUGUGCAUGUGCACACGUACUGUCUUGGGAUGUGAUCCUUUUGGAGACAGAAGCAGUAAGCUGGUAAUAGCUGAUGCUUUGGGAUACCCUUUUUCUCAGAACAUCUGAAGGAGAGAGUGCCACAUGCUGGUACAGCCCCACCAGAGCGGGAAACCACUAUAUUCCAGGCAAAUACAGUGGAUCACAGUAUAUCUGCAUCAUCCAAGAUUAGGAAUUGGGAUUGGGGCGGGAGGGACUUGCAGCCUACAAGCAGUGUCCUGGUGAUCAGAAUGGGGACCCAGAGUGAGCAUCAGGUGAUUUUUCUUUUUUUAUAGCGGUGGGAGAAACUGGAGUAGCUGAGUACUCCAGAUGCUGUGAACAAACACUAAUCCAGGAUGCUGUGCUUCCCGCUGUCAGGACAGUGCAGAAUUCCAGUUGUCCAACACUGCAGUUGUCUCGUAUUUAAAAUCUGUGUAUGGAUUUUUGUGUGUGUGUGCAUUGCUCUUAUUAAAAGCCAACUUUGUGCUUUCUCAGAGCUCACUUACCCUGCUGAGUCCCACUAGCAGAUGAGCCACAGUGCCCUGAGGUGUGGUCAGCCUGCUGAAUGUUGGGCGAGGACUUAAAACGGCACUAAGGAAUGAUCCAAGUCCUGUGUAAACUAGUGAAUGUAAGGGGGGGGGGGGGACAUGAGGAGGGAAUGUCUUUCCCUUGCCUUGGCAUUGGGGUUGUUAACAACUCCCUUAGCAUGAUGCUCAGCUUUUGUGCUGCUUCAGCUUCCAUUGACUGGAACAGUACAGAGGAUGCAGUGGUGACAUUUUAAAUGUGUGUGAACUGGAGGGAGGAUAGCAGUUUUUAAGUGUGUGUGUGAAUGCUACUUAUCAGGCAGCUUCUUUCUUAAGGAAUGAGAAGGCUGAGAGAGGACUACAACUUUCAGCCACUUAGUCAUAAGAAGUAUGAGAAGUAGACAUACCUGUACCAGUUAUUCCAGGAAUUAGAUUCUUCUGCUACACUGCUUUUGUGUUAGGGAGACCAGUGCUGAGUGAGUAGUCUUUUAUAAUCAUAAAGCCAGCUGCUACAUGCAGGCAUAGAACUUGAGGAUUGGGCUGUCUGGCAAAACUCCCAUCAAACUUCCCGAGGUGUGUUGCUCAAAGUGGAAAGCUCGUUACACAAUGGCAAGGCUUCAGCGUUGCUCUGGAUGCCUGUAGUGCGUGUGGUGGGGGUUGGGUUUGGUUUUGUUCAUUUUGUUUUUCUGUAACCUUUGCUUAACCUAAAGCUUAUACAUGGACUCCAAAAUGCUUCCAAGGCACCUGAGCCGUGUGGCCUGUCCUCUUGCACAACUCCAUAAGCAGCACUACAGUUCUGGCGCAUCGGCUGUAUUUCUUUUAAUAACUUACAAAUAACUAGCAGGCUGCGAGGCCAAAAUCUCUCAUGAACCACUCUAGAUUACUUGACUUCAUGAACAUUAUGUUCAUCUGGGAUGCUGUCAGGCAGAUAAGGUUGCUUGCUGAUGCAUAAAGGCCUGAAGAAGAACAGAGUUUGCCUCUCCAUUCCUAAUUUCUGGGAGACAUGCAGAAAGUAGGCAUAUGGUCUGACAAUGGAAACCAAUCUGGGGCUGCUUAUGCUAUGUGGAGUAACCUGCUCGGACUCUAAACUAAACUUAAUUUUGAUUUGAAGUCAAUGGGAGUCCUUCAACUGAUUCUUAAUGCUGAGUUUGGUCAGGUGUUUGCAUGGGAGUGUAGCUUUUCUAAUGAGGGAAGAGAUUGACCAAUGGUAUAAUCCUCUGUAGUCUUGGGAUACUUGGGCCUACAUGCCAGUGCUGGGGGGGGUGUUUUGGUGGUUUUCUCCCUGGCUAGUAUGUUCAGUUUAGGUGGUACAAAACCUCCACCCCAAUCCUGCCUAGUCAGCCUAAGCGAUAUAAGGGUUUUAAGCAAAGACCUCUUGUGCGUUAGUUGGUGACAGUAAGUAAGAAUGAAAGGAGUGACCCUUGCCUCUUAGGACAGGUCACAGAUGACACUCCAGGAAAGAAACAAUGCCAGAAAGGCUCCUUUAGAGCUUUUUCCAGCUAGGGGGAGGGCUUGGCUAUUAGCCCAGGCAUGCUGGUUAUAGCUGAUUCAUUUGAUGUUAAGCACCAUGUAUAGGUUCCACUGCAGAACUUGAAAGACUUUAUUAUGCCUUUAGUCAUCUGGGAGAUGAAAAAGUGUACAUUAAGGUUGAGUUUCUCGAGUGUGAAACAAGGUGGGAGAAGAAUGAGCACCUAUGCUGAGGGAUGUUGCUGGUGUGUGUUUCUGUUUCCCCUCCCCCCCCAGUUUAAAAGCAGAGAAUCUCUCCAUUCCAAUGCAGUUAGUGAGACUAUUGUUCUUCUUUGCACAUUGCAAGGGCCACUUUAGCUGUCCAAGAUCCUCUUUGUUCUGGUGUCUGUCUUUUUUCCCCUCCCCUUGAGAUAGCAAGGGCUGCUGUUUGGAUCCUGAAGGAAUAGGGAGGCUGUCAACAAGGAAUUCUUCCCUUUUCUUUAAUGAUAUUUUGAAGUUUAACACUGCUAGCACUUAUUGGUACUGUGGCUCGUUUCAGUAGUGGGGAGGAGACGCACAAACACUAUGUCUCUUGUAAGCUCUUUGAAUUAGUUACCUUGACUUUCCUUGAAUUGUUUUGCAGCUGGACAGUAACUAGCUUGUAGUUGAGUCCUCUCACAUGAUCACGAAGUAACUGCCCCCAACUUAGAAGCAGACUUCUCUCUCCAGAGCCUGCUCCGUUACAGGAGCAGCUGUCUUGGCUGAGGCCAGUAGCAGCCCAUAGUUGCUUGUAUACUGUGACACAACAUUGUGGAAUCCAAAUACCUUGUUAGCUAGGAUACUUGCUUAGCUUCAUGCAGCACACCUAGAGCUCUUCCCAAGAGCAGGACAGAUGCCUCCACAGUGGCAGUGGUCCUCCACUGGAAGUGGGGGGUGGGGGGAAGGAUGAAUGGAGAUGCGGUGCACUGGUCAUAAGGAAGAAGGCCAGGACCCCUGCCCUUCCCUUCCCCUUCCCACAAUUUUGUGCUGUGGAAUCUUGUAGCCUUGGCAAUGGUCAGGAAAAGGAAGUGGAGAAAUCUAGGGGUGAGGGCAAACCUGGGACUGGCCAUGGUUUUUUAUAAAGAAUUUUCUUUUUUUUGGAAUGAGUGUCAUACAUGGGUCAAUGUGUUGCUGAGUUGUUUUGUUUUUGUGGUCUAAACUGGAAUUUAUUUUUAGCUCCGCAAUGGAUAGAGUGAAGGUCAGGAGCUGCUGUAAGAAAUACAGGGGUAUUUUGGCGUGCAAGGGCUCUUUCUACUUUUUUUUGUAUGUUUUAGCUACCUUUAAAACUUUUUUCUAAAAUGCCCUUUCACAGAAGAUUGCGGGGCGGGGGGGACCACACACUAGUAACCUCUACAAGUUUUCAAGGGAAGUAAAUCAUACUUUUCUCCUUUUCGACUGGAAAAGAAAUCAAGACGUGAGAUUGAGAUCAUGUCAUCUAUGUGCAAAGCUUUCCCCCCCAGCCCUCUUUCUCAGGUUUAAACACUAUUUUUUUUUUUUCCUCUUCAUGCAGCUCCUUUCCAUUAAAUUAAGGGCUUUGUACAAAAAUGAUCUGUUCUCUAUACAAUGCAAUUCACCCUUGCCACAGGUUGCGCUAGGAUCCUAAGCUGCUAUAUGUGAUAAACUACAGUGUGUGUGUUUUUUUUUGUUUUGUUUUGUUUUUUUUAAAUGCCCUCUUUCCUUCGGACUGUGAAAAACCAAGUGAGUGUGUGUUAGUUGGAUGUCAGUAGCAUUAACCUCUGGUCUUCUAUAUUUCAAGAGUCUGUGUUAUAGCAGAGUUGUUCUGCAUGUGUAAGUUAUUCUCAUUGCCACCAUACCCUAGGCUCCCCUCCUGUUUGUGUGUCACUCCUAAACUAAACUUUUUUACUACCUGGUUCCAUAAAAUCAUGGUCCUACUGGGCUAGGGAACGGGGGUUGUAUGGUGUAGCCCGCACUUACAGGGCUGUGUUGCUCUAAACUUUAACUAACAACAUCUGGGUAUAUCCUUCAAGUACAGAUAUUCUCGCUAGGUCACACUAUCAAGUUAAAUUUUUACAUGUACAGUUGAGUAGGCUGUUGCAUGAGCUAUUGCUGGAGCUGUGCAAAUGCACCAGGAGCCAAGGUGUACUGGGACACUGUUACCCCUGAGGGUGGUAAGGAUCACUGGACUGGUAGCAGCAAGGGCUGCGUUGCUAGAAAUGAAUGAUUGUCAGAUUCAUGGAAGAUGCUCGCUGGCUCUAAGCGUAGGGAACAAAAGCACGUGGCUGUGCAAAGGCAGGCCAAAGGUGGGAACGGAAGAAUCCUCCAUGACCAAGCUGUUCCUCCUGCCUGUGCUGAUUUUAUAAUGUUGUUUUAUUCCUGUACAUCUCACAUGAGCUGUGGGGAGUUCUUGUUUCCAUGACUGCUGUUCUUUUUGAUUUGUCUUAAUAAACAUUUUCUCUUUGCAAAG